AGUUCAGCUGCGUUUGCCUUCAGAUCAGUUAUCUGAGCGCUGACCUGUGUGUGUGUGUGUGUUCACAGGAUAAAAGCCCAGUGUCGUUCAGCUCAUCUCAGAAAACCUGAAACAUGAAGCUUUACCUUCUGCUGCUGCUGCUGCUGCCGCUCUGCUCAGCACAACAGUUUCACAUUCAGUGUUUCGGUCAUGACUUCCUGAUGCUCAACAACCAGCCGCUGAAGUGCAAUGGCAAAUUCCAACAGGCCUGCUACACCAGAGAUAGUGGAGAGAAAGGCUGCACCAUGCUGGAGAACUGCUCUCGGAUUGGUUGGACCUGCUGCCAUACGAACUUCUGCAACGCCUGACCAAUCACAGCCCAGGACACACUGACAUCAUCACACUGCACAAUGUGAAAUAAAGUUAGAAGCUGCGUGAUA
This is a messenger RNA of Toxotes jaculatrix (banded archerfish), 419 nucleotides long. RefSeq lists its product as uncharacterized. The transcript has 3 exons. The record is from RefSeq and is a predicted model, not a curated record. Lineage: Eukaryota; Metazoa; Chordata; Actinopteri; Toxotidae. The coding region runs from base 114 to 347 and encodes 77 amino acids.